CUUCAUUUUCCACAUACAACUUGCCUUGUGCAUUACGCGGAAUAUCAGACAAACAAUAUAAAGUCUCCAAAUCUUACGUAAUAAAACCAGAAAAUCCCCGUCUACACGCUCUGAUCGCAAACAAGUAACUGUGAUGAAUACCGAAAUCACUAAACGCUUUCUUCAUGAAUUCACAGUCUUGCUAAUUAUUCUUCCUUUUGUGUGUCGUUGCUUAGAAACAGACACCAUUUCAGGCGGUGUAGUCAUCAGAGAUCCAGAUAGCAUAGUAUCCCAAAAGCAGGUGUUCAAACUGGGUUUUUUCAGCCCCGCCAACACCACCAACCGCUACCUCGGCGUCUACUACGUCGUUUCCGAGGAGUCGGUGGUAUGGGUCGCCAACAGAGGCAGGCCCCUCAAUGAUUCUUCCGGCGCAGUAGUAAGCAUAUCCAAGGACGGGAAUCUGGUGCUCCUCGACGCGAGGAAUGAGACCAUCUGGUCAACCAAUGCCACUGCUUCUCCCGUGAAUACCACUCUUCAGCUGCUGGAUACUGGAAACCUUAUUCUACGGGAAAAUGCAACAGGAAACACUAUCUGGGAGUCCUUCUCACAGCCUUCGAACGUCUUCCUUCCGACUAUGAGGAUUAUCGACAACAUAAACACGGGUAAGAAGGUGGUUGUGUCGUCGUGGAAAAAUGCGUCCGACCCCCAAACAGGAAGCUUCGCGUCAGGGCUGGAGGCACUGAAUAUCCCACAAAUCUUCACGUGGAACAACGGCCGCCCCCACUGGAGGAGCGGCCCGUGGAACGGCCUGAUUCUGAUCGGAGUGCAGGAUAUGUAUUCUCCGUACCUCGAUGGAUUCAGUGUGGUGGAUGAUCGUGCCGGUACUUUCUACUUCACAGCGCCAGAGGGGCAGUUCUUGAUGAAAAUCGACUUGAACUCUUCGGGGAGCUUACUGCAAAGGCUGUGGAAUGAUGAGAAGAAGAGUUGGGACGUUACGUGGUUAGCUCCUUCAAAUGAAUGUGAUAUUUAUGGGACGUGUGGGCCGUUUGGUAGCUGCGAUAUUCGGGAUUCGAACAUGUGUUCUUGUUUGAGAGGGUUCGAGCCCGUGAGUAGAGGUGAAUGGGAUAUGAGGAAUUGGAGUCGAGGGUGCCAGAGGAUAAAUCAACUGCAGUGUGAUGCAGGUGGGCCAAAUGGAGAUGGAUUUUUGAGGAUGCCGUUUAUGAAGGUUCCGGACUUUGCACAGCACUUCUCUUCUGGGCAGGAAGAUGAGUGCCGGAGCAGAUGUCUGGGGAACUGCUCUUGCAUAGCUUAUGCUCAUGAUUCUAAAAUCGGCUGUAUGUUCUGGAGCAAUACUUUGAUUGACGUUCAGCAGUUCUCUGGUGUUGGUGUUGAUCUUUACAUUCGUCUCUCGCCUUCAGAUCUCGACGAGAAGAAGGACAAAAAGGUGUAUAUCAUAAUUCCGGUGGUGGUUGGUUUUGUGUGCAUAUGCUUCAUGAUCUUCAUCGCUUGGUGUUGGAUGGUAAAGAGAAAAGGAAGCGAAACAGAACAGAAAAGGGUCUUCCAAGCAGAGCAAACAUUUCCAUCAGACUCAACUGCAAUCGUACUCAAACAAGAAUCAGAGGUAGACAAUAUUGAGGAGUUGCCAUUAUUCAGUUUUGAGACGAUUGCAAAUGCAACAGACCAGUUUAACGAGAACAAUCUUCUUGGGAAGGGGGGUUUUGGACCUGUUUACAAGGGAACUCUGGGCGAUGGGAAAGAAAUCGCGGUGAAGAGGCUGUCAGCAGCAUCUGGACAAGGAGCUCAAGAGUUCAAGAAUGAAGUGAUUGUGAUUUCCAAACUCCAGCACAGGAAUCUCGUCCGGUUGCUGGGAUACUGUGUGGAGAAAGAAGAGAAGAUGUUGAUAUAUGAGUACAUGCCAAACAAAAGCUUGGAUGUUUGUCUCUUUGAUCCUAGCAAUCUAUCGCAGAAGAUUCUAGAUUGGAAGAAGCGUUUCAAUAUUAUGGAGGGCAUUGGGCGAGGCUUGCUCUAUCUUCACAGGGACUCCAGACUGAAGAUAAUUCAUCGAGAUCUUAAGCCCAGCAAUGUACUACUGGAUGAAGAUUGGAACCCCAAAAUCUCUGAUUUCGGCAUGGCAAGAAUAUUUGGGGGCAACCAAGAACACGACAACACUGCAAGAGUUGUAGGAACUUAUGGAUAUAUGGCGCCUGAAUAUGCAAUGGAAGGCAGAUUCUCCGAAAAAUCUGAUGUCUACAGCUUCGGCGUGCUUAUGUUAGAGAUAUUAAAAGGGAAAAAGAACACACAAUAUUACAAUCACGAAUGGUCCCUCGGCCUUAUAGGAUGCGCAUGGAAACUGUGGAGUGAAAACGACGGUUUGGCUUUCGCAGACGAAGGCAUAGCUAGUCCGGAUUUGAAAGCAGAGAUAGUGAGAUGCAUUCACAUCGCCUUGUUGUGUGUCCAAGAAUUUUCCAAAGAUAGGCCUACAAUUCAAACAGUUUUGUCGAUGCUGAGCCGUGAAAUAGUGGAGCUGCCGGUGCCGGAGCAGCCCAUGUUUGCUGAGAAGUGGAACGGCUUGCCUGUCGGAGCAACAGUCUCUGCAGGCCAACUUGGACACUCCCUUAAUGAGCUCACUGUCACUGCCAUCGAUGGGCGAUGAUGGACCUCCACCAUCUCACACGUUUCCAAUGUGAUUUUCAUGCUUCUUGUUGCUUACUUCCAUCUAUGUUUUUGUCUUCAAGAAACUCAGCAAAUUGAAAACCAUAAUAUUUUUCCCAAAAA
Messenger RNA from Salvia miltiorrhiza (redroot sage), 2754 nucleotides. RefSeq names its product G-type lectin S-receptor-like serine/threonine-protein kinase At1g11330. The transcript has 7 exons. Bases 134 to 2632 code for a protein of 832 amino acids. Lineage: Eukaryota; Viridiplantae; Streptophyta; Magnoliopsida; Lamiales; Lamiaceae. The record is from RefSeq and is a predicted model, not a curated record. Gene Ontology annotation, biological process: protein phosphorylation; recognition of pollen. Gene Ontology annotation, molecular function: ATP binding; protein serine/threonine kinase activity.